AUGGCAUCAAGAUUUCCAAAGUUCAGCCAAGGCUUGGCCCAGGACCCAACUACUCGUCGUAUUUGGUUUGGUAUUUCUACUGCACAUGACUUUGAGAGUCAUGAUGAUAUUACCGAAGAGCAUCUUUAUCAAAAGAUUUUUGCUUCUCACUUUGCUUGGCAAGGCAAUUUCGAAGCAUGGGUCCGUGACCCCUUACAUGUAAGACCUAUUGCUCAUGCAAUUUGGGAUCCUCAUUUUGGUCAACCGGCUGUAGAAGCCUUUACCCGAGGAGGUGCCCCCGGUCCGGUCAAUAUUGCUUAUUCUGGUGUUUAUCAGUGGUGGUAUACAAUUGGCUUACGCACUAAUGAAGAUCUUUAUACUGGAGCUCUUUUCUUGCUAUUUCUUUCUGCUCUCUUUUUAACAGCGGGUUGGUUGCAUCUACAACCUCAAUGGAAACCAAGUGUUUCAUGGUUUAAAAAUGCCGAAUCUCGUCUCAAUCAUCAUUUGUCAGGGCUUUUCGGAGUCAGUUCUUUGGCUUGGACGGGGCAUUUAGUUCAUGUCGCUAUUCCUAAAUCAAGAGGAGAACACAUAAGAUGGGAUAAUUUUUUAGAUGUAUUACCGCAUCCCGAAGGGUUGGAACCACUUUUUACAGAACCAACUUUGGGAUUGGACACAGUAUAA
Molecule: messenger RNA, 660 nt
Organism: Cryptomeria japonica (Japanese cedar)
Lineage: Eukaryota; Viridiplantae; Streptophyta; Pinopsida; Cupressales; Cupressaceae
Product: photosystem I P700 chlorophyll a apoprotein A2-like
Exons: 3
Coding region: 1-660 (219 amino acids)
Biological process (GO): photosynthesis
Cellular component (GO): membrane; thylakoid
Source: RefSeq, a predicted model, not a curated record